Drosophila grimshawi is the source of this 519-nucleotide messenger RNA. Its product is annotated as putative cyclin-dependent serine/threonine-protein kinase DDB_G0272797/DDB_G0274007. NCBI's taxonomy places the organism in Eukaryota, Metazoa, Arthropoda, Insecta, Diptera, Drosophilidae. The transcript has 3 exons. Bases 1 to 519 code for a protein of 172 amino acids. The record is from RefSeq and is a predicted model, not a curated record.
AUGCAGAAGUCGGAGAUCUUUAACCAGCAAAAGAAAAAAAAAAAACAAACUAAAGCGAUAAGAUUGCAUUGGGUUGGACAUGGACUAGGUUUGGGUUUGGGCUACGACUUUGACUUGGAGCUGGAGCUGGAGCUGCAACAGCAGCAGCAGCAGCAGAAGCAACAGCAACAGCAGCAGCAGGCGCAGCAGCAGCAACAGCAACAGCAGCAGCAACAGCAGCAACAGCUGCAGCAGGCGCAGCAGCAGCAGCAGCAGCAGCAGGCGCAGCAGCAGCAGCAGGCGCAGCAGCAGCAACAGCAACAACAUCAGCAACAGCAACAGCAGCAGCAGCAGCAGCAGCAGGCGCAGCAGCAGCAACAGCAGCAGCAACAGCAACAGCAGCAGCAGCAGCAACAACAGCAGCAACAGCAGCAGGCGCAGCAACAACAACAGCAACAAGAACAACAAGAACAACAAUUACGACAUCAUGUUGCUUUUGCCACAAUGUUCGCUGAUACUUUGAAGUGCACAGAGGGCUGA